This is a messenger RNA of Adineta steineri, 1764 nucleotides long. The record is from the annotation of a GenBank genome assembly. NCBI's taxonomy places the organism in Eukaryota, Metazoa, Rotifera, Eurotatoria, Adinetida, Adinetidae.
AUGGGUUGCUGUUCUUCCAAACCUGAAGCUGUGGCAAGCGAUUCCCCUCGAAAAUAUACUGUAACCAACGAGGUUGUGAGUACACCAAUUAAUACGGGGCGAUACAAUAAACUUGGCAUUAGCACAACCGAUCCUUCACUACUUAUCAAAGGUUACGAAGAUGAACCUUUACUUUCACUUGAAGAAGCGCUCAAACCUUUCGAUGGCAAAAUUUCCCAUUUGGAUAAUCAAAUUAAGGAAGCAAAAUCUAAUUGUCAUUAUCCAUCAGAACAUAAUCUUACCCGUGAUGAGUCUGCUGCUCUCUAUCUUUAUUUAAUUCAUGAUAAGGGAGACACUGUCUACAAUAAUUUGCAAAAAUCAUGGGACUUAAACGAUCGAGAGCAAAUGAAACCUUGGUUCAAAUAUCUCAAGUUACUAAAGAGUGGACUGAACAAGCUUCCCGAUGCAAAAACAGAAGUUUGGCAAGGUACACAAUAUGACAAGGACGCAGAAAAAAUACUUCAAUCGAAAUCAUUACAAUUAUAUGCUAGUAUGGGAUUGAGUUCACCCACAUAUCAACAAGUAAAGAGCGAUCUUCAGGGAAAGUCAGGAUCAAAAGCAAUACUUGUUGGAUAUCAGCAUGUUGAUGGAAAAGAUGUAUCUGGUUAUGGUCCAAACACUCAAAAAGAAACUAUGAUAUGGCCCGGAGUCAAACUAAAUCGAGGAAAACAGAAUGGACUCGAUAAGAAUGGUUCUCUGAUUUUUCAUCUAACUGGAAAAUCUAAACCUGUCGAACCACCACCAGAUAACUCAUCGAAUCAAACACCAAGACAAGAAUCAGACACAAAGCAUUUUGUAUGUCCAACAGAAAAAUGUCAUAAUGGUUGCCGUGGUCGUCACCCUGAGGGUCAUUGCUAUGGUUUUGAACGAGUUAUGCAUAAAUGUUCACAUCAUUGUGGUCCUGUACUUACUUGUGCUACCUCAUUCCAGUGCAGCCGAAUGACAUCUGUCGUCCACAUUCAUAUAUUAGAACUUGCAAAUGAUCCAUCCAAACCAUGUAGAAUCUGUUUAGAUAAUGAUAAUCCAAGUAACUUAAUUAGUCCAUGUUUAUGUAGUGGUAGUCAAGCAUAUGUUCAUAGGAAAUGUUUAAAUGAUUGGCGAUCAAAAAAUGCAAAUGGACAAGCUUUUACAUAUUGUGAUAUAUGUCAAUUCAAUUAUAUAAUUGAAACUAUUAUCAAUGAUCGAAAAGCUGAUAGAAAACGGCUAUUAAAAUAUUAUUUAUAUGUAUUUCGUGAUUUAAUAUCGAUUAUUUUAUUAAUUCAAUUAAUUAUUAUUAAUUUAGCAUUUUUAUUAAAGACUGUGGAUAAGAAUAGUCAUUAUAUUAAAAAUCUAUUUCCGAAUUCAAUCAAUGAAUUUGUCGUUUAUUAUCUAACUGCUUUUAUAUUAUUAAUGGCUAUUUUUGGUCUUUUUAUUUUCAUUAUCUUAUUUUAUAUUGGUGAUUUAGACAGACAUAAUUGUAAUUCAACUAGAAAGAAUUCUUUUAAUUAUAAUCAAGAAAGUGCACUUGAAAUUUUGUUCGUUAUUAUUAUUAUGGUAUUAAUAUGUGCUUUCAUUGGUAUGUUCAUUGGAAUUAUUUUAAGUAUCAUUAUUUCGAAGAAAAUCAUGAAACAUCAUACUGAGAAAAUAUGGUUACAACAAGAAGCAGAAAAAUAUAUUGUUCAAGAUUUUCAAGAAAGAAGACAUGAAUUAGAAAACUAUAAAAAAAAUUUGCCCAGAGAAUGUUAA